AUUUUUUUCCUAUUUAAACUAACCAAAGCCCUGCAUAUUAUUUCCUCCACCUUUUUCUUCUAAAUUUCUCUUCGAUUUCGAGUUUCUACAUUGUUUUGAAGUUCUUUGAUCUUGCUGGUUUUGGAGUUGGAAAUAAGUAAAAAUGGAGUAUGAAGAAAACCAACAGGCUGUAGAGAAGUAUGAAUGUCUCAUUUUUGAUAUAGAUGAUACUCUUUACUCUGCGUGGUCCGGUUUUUCACAUCAGAUCACAGAAAAUAUUCAAGAGUAUAUGAUAGAAAAGCUUGGCAUUGAGAAAAGCAAAGUCAUAGAAUUGUGUGCUUUCUUGUACAAGCAUUAUGGCACUACAAUGGCUGGUCUAAGAGCUAUUGGAUAUAAAUUUGAUUAUGAUGAUUUUCAUAGUUUUGUACAUGGAAGAUUGCCCUAUGAUGCUAAUCUAAAACUUGACCCUGUUCUUAGAAAUCUCUUGCACAGCUUACCAGUUAGAAAAAUUGCAUUCACCAAUGCAGAUAAGAAUCAUGCCAACAGAGUUUUGAGUAAACUUGUCUUGGAGGACUGCUUUGAACAGAUCAUAUGCUUUGAGACCUUAAACAACACAAACAAAGGCAAUGAACCUGGAAACGAUGAUGAAAACGGGGUUUUCGACAUCAAUGAAUACUGCGCUGCACCAAACGCUGGAAUCAAACUUCCGAGGACACCAGUUGUCUGCAAACCAUUUGAAGCAGCGUUUGAGCAAGCCUUUAAGAUUGCAGGCAUCAACCCUCAAAGAACAAUGUUCUUUGAUGAUAGUAUCCGAAACAUACAAACCGGGAAACGACUCGGUCUCACCACCGUGUGGGUAGGCUCUUCUCGCCGAACGGACGGUGUGGACUACGCGUUAGAGAGCAUCCACAAUAUCAAAGAAGCACUGCCAGAGCUAUGGGAGUCUAAUGAGAAGUCUGAAGGUGUGAAGUAUGCGGAAAAAGUUGCCAUUGAGACUUCAGUUAAAGCAUAGGUUAUGAGUUGAUGUGCAUUUUCAUAAUUAUAUCAUUUAAUCAUGUAAUCUAAGACUUUGUCUGGAAAUUAAUUAAUGAAGUUUGAAUUGUUUUGUUU
This is a messenger RNA of Mercurialis annua (annual mercury), 1089 nucleotides long. RefSeq lists its product as uncharacterized. Lineage: Eukaryota; Viridiplantae; Streptophyta; Magnoliopsida; Malpighiales; Euphorbiaceae. The transcript is spliced from 8 exons. The coding region runs from base 143 to 991 and encodes 282 amino acids. The record is from RefSeq and is a predicted model, not a curated record.